Lecanosticta acicola is the source of this 1767-nucleotide messenger RNA. The record is from the annotation of a GenBank genome assembly. NCBI's taxonomy places the organism in Eukaryota, Fungi, Ascomycota, Dothideomycetes, Mycosphaerellales, Mycosphaerellaceae.
AUGGGAAUCGACUUUCACAGGUCGAUCGCCCAGAAAUACGGGCGCACCGUAGCUGGCUCGGGCUUCUUCACCGAUUCGUACAAUCUUUUCGCAUCGAACGUUAUCUUGCCGGCUCUCGGAUACGUCUAUUGGGCCGAUGACGAGAAUCACAACAAAGCUUCGGCUUUCAACCUCGCGACUUUGGGCGCCUCUGCGGUAGGACAGCUUGUCUUCGGUAUCUUCGCCGACAUUGGUGGUCGUCGAUCUCUCUAUGGAAUUGAAUUGAUCAUCGUCAUCGUUAGCACCGUAGGACUACUUCAGAGCUCGGGGGGCUACUCAGACGGCGAACAUUCCACUUGGGAUGUCACAGUAUGGCUCAUCUUCUGGAGAGCUAUCAUGGGCUUGGGUAUCGGCGCAGGUAAGGCAGCCCUACUUCAAUCUUAUCAUCAAAGACACGUGCUCAUCGAUCACAGAAUAUCCGCUCAGCGCUUGUAAACCAGCUCAUGUCGCUGUCAGUACCUACCUAGCUAACCUAUGCCGUGUCAGGUAUUGCCGCAGAAUGGUCCUCCACCAAGUCGAGAGGUCGAUUGAUGAGCGCAGUCUUCUUCAUGCAGCCCCUAGGUCAGCUUUGCGCGUAUGGGGCUGGCCUAACAGCUCUCCGGAUAUUUGGCACGUCACCAGUAGAAAUAGACAAGCUCUGGCGAUACGUCAUUGGGAUUGGCGCCUUUCCGACUCUUCUAGCCUUGGGUUUCCGAAUCUACAUGCCCGAGUCUGGUCGAUACACCUUCGACGUACGCCGAAGUAUCCCAAAGGAUGACUCUUACAUGGCGAAUGGGAGAGUCAGCGGGACCACAGGGGAGAGAGAUGCGGUGCAUGAUGCUAGCUGGGAGAAUUUCCAUCUUGGCGAGCUCUGGACAUACAUUUGGCGCGAAGGCCAUUGGAUAUACCUCUUUGGAACGUGCGCGUGUUGGUUCCUGCUCGACUUUGCUUUCUGUCAGUCCCUACGCACCUCCAAGUCCUCGUCGCCAACACUGCUGACCUUUGUUCUCUCUCGUAGAUGGCAUGGGCUUCAAUAACCCAUCCACGCUCGCGAAGCUAUGGACCAAUCAGGACAUACAAUUCUCCUCCAAUUCGCCAUGGUGGUUGAAUUCUUCAUCGAUUGUCAAUGCAACCAUUGACGGAGUUGCAGUAGUCAACGGAACUGUCACGGCGGCUACCAUGGUAGAUGGGGUCAACUACACAGCCGGCAGCGUCGCCGGCCCUCUUAUCCACCCAGUGCUGGAAGCCAACAUACUGCACGCUAUCUAUACCGUGUCGAUCGCGUCAAUCCUUGGAUCCAUACUCAUGAUUGCGACGAUCAAUCGCUUCGAUCGCAAAGACAUGCUGACCGUCACCUUCUUCGCCAUCGGCAUCCUUCUCAUCAUUGUCGCAUCGAGCUUCGCGGCACUCUUCCACCACGAGUCGCUCUACGUGCUCUUGAUUGUAUUCUGGGCCGUGAUCUCAUUUCUGUUCAGCUUUGGCCCGAAUACUCUGACCUUCAUCGUAAGUAUAUGGAGGCAACCUGAUCUGGGCGACCACCUGUCCAUUCGGACUGACCGAUCUCUUUAGAUACCAGCAGAAGUCUUUCCAACCAAAUACCGCUGUUCGUUCUACGGCAUCGCCGCGGCUUCCGGCAAAUCGGGCGCUCUUUUCGUCCAGAUCAUCAUCUCGAAGGUUUCUCAGACUGGAAAACCGAACUCGCUUAGGCUCCGCUGGCUCUUGCAGGUGAGGUCGACACAAGGGCCGUGA